Messenger RNA from Anthonomus grandis grandis, 1330 nucleotides. Its product is annotated as cysteine and histidine-rich domain-containing protein morgana. The transcript is spliced from 2 exons. Bases 209 to 1207 code for a protein of 332 amino acids. NCBI's taxonomy places the organism in Eukaryota, Metazoa, Arthropoda, Insecta, Coleoptera, Curculionidae. The record is from RefSeq and is a predicted model, not a curated record.
AAAUUUAUUUAACUUCAAAUCAAAAUCCAAGGAAAGUUCUAAAUAAAAACUGAAAUUUCUAGAUUGUUCCCAAACAAGCAAAACUUGAACUAUUUACGUUCAGAGACCAGAAGUUUUGAAAGCUGAGCUGAACACGAAGCGAAAUAUAAACGUUCUAAAAGCAAACAAACCUUGAUUUAUUUAAAUUGACUGCCAUAACUUUCUUGUCAUGUCUGAACAGUGUUACAACCGAGGUUGUGGUCAAAAAUUUGAUCCAAAAGCGAACACAGAAGAGUCCUGCAGGCAUCAUCCAGGAGCCCCCUUCUUCCAUGACGCGUACAAAGGGUGGUCGUGUUGUAACAAGAAGUGCACAGACUUUACUGAAUUUUUAAAUUUUAAAGGAUGCACCCUCUCAAAACAUUCAAAUAUCAAACCACCUGAGCCAGAAAAGCCUGUUGCAAAAGACAUUCCUGAUGUCGAGGAAGUUAAACCAAAACAUAUUGAGGUACCUAUUUUAGUCAGGCCGCCAUUUAAUAGUGAAAUGAAUGUUAUGGUGCCAGAAAUUGCACCCAGUUUAAAAUCUCAAAUAGAUAAAAUUGAGAAACCUUUUAAAGCUAAUGAACUAAACAGUGAUGAGAUUGCCAUAGGGACCAGUUGCAAAAAUGGUGGAUGCACAGCAUCUUAUGAAGGCCCUACAAGUAAUGAUGCCUUAUGUCUUCACCAUCCAGGAGUCCCAAUAUUUCAUGAAGGGCUGAAAUAUUGGUCCUGCUGUCAAAGAAAAACCACUGAUUUCAACUCUUUUUUGAGCCAAGAAGGUUGCAGAGAAGGGGCUCAUGUAUGGAAAAAAGACACCGAAGAAGACAAAGUUGAAUGCAGGUGGGACUACCAUCAAACAGGGCCUUAUGUAGUAGUUUCAAUAUAUGCCAAGAUGUACAGCCCACAGAAUAGUGUGAUUAAACUAAACCCAAUAAGGAUGUACUGUAAUCUUGUGUUUCCUCAGCAAAAUAAUGCAACUUUCUUGUUAGAUGUUGAAUUGGCAGGUGUCAUUGAUGUAGCAGCCAGUAAAGUGACAAUGUAUGGCACAAAAGUUGAAAUAAAGCUGAAAAAAGCCGAGGCAGGCAGUUGGCCCAAAUUGGAAACUAGAAUAGUCAAAACUGAAGAGGUGCCAAAGAAAAAGGUUGAGCCUGAGAUGCCCAAAAUUGAAGCUGUUGAUCUGAGUGACUUAUAGUGAAGCGUAAAAGGUUUAAAGUUGAUAUGAUGGUCUAUUUUUUAAUUAAAUAGUAGUAGCUUAAUUUCUUGCAAUUUCCUUGCUAACUUAAUUUGAUAAUAAAGCAUGUUUGAUAUACAAGAA